Messenger RNA from Ceutorhynchus assimilis (cabbage seed weevil), 8787 nucleotides. Lineage: Eukaryota; Metazoa; Arthropoda; Insecta; Coleoptera; Curculionidae. The record is from the annotation of a GenBank genome assembly.
AUCCAGCAUCAAGUGAGUGAGAGUCUGGUCUUUAGUGAUGUGGUGGUGAUAUUCGUUUAUGAUCAUGCCGGGAAAAUGUCCAGGAGACAAUAUGUGAGCCGUCGGCUUCAGCGAGGGCGAGCAGGCGACAUGAGGCGACGUCUAGCCCAAGAGUCCUCGUGACAACAUGAACACCUCGCCAACGACGAAUACGACUGUCGUCAUCUAUGCUCCCCACGAGGCAACGUACACUAUUACUCAAGUCGUCUUAAUAGGCACCAUAGCUGCAAUUUUGUCAUUGCUGACAGUGGUAGGAAAUAUUAUGGUAAUGAUAUCGUUCAAGAUCGACAAACAAUUACAAACCAUAAGUAACUAUUUCCUGUUCUCCCUCGCCGUUGCUGAUUUUGCCAUUGGACUCAUUUCGAUGCCGUUAUUUACCAUUUCCACACUUCUGGGCUACUGGCCGUUGGGACCUCUGGUCUGCGACACGUGGCUUGCCCUGGACUACCUCGCCAGCAAUGCUUCAGUAUUGAAUCUCCUCAUUAUCAGUUUCGAUCGUUAUUUUUCAGUAACAAGGCCACUUACUUAUCGUGCCAAACGGACCAAUAAAAAGGCUGCAUUUAUGAUAGGGAGUGCAUGGGGUAUAAGUUUACUUUUAUGGCCUCCGUGGAUCUACAGUUGGCCCUACAUCGAGGGACAGCGCACGGUGCCGGACAACGAGUGCUAUAUCCAGUUCAUCGAAACUAAUCAUUAUAUUACUUUUGGUACGGCUAUUGCGGCAUUCUACAUUCCAGUUUCGGUUAUGGUUUUUUUAUAUUGGCGAAUAUGGAGGGAAACGGAGAAGAGACAGAAAGACUUACCGAAUCUGCAAGCUGGAAAAAAAGAUAACAGUAAACGAAGCAAUUCGAGUGUAUUCGUGUGCAGCGACGAAGCUACCAACGUUUGUUCCACGGUGGACAUGGACGAAUGGAGACGACCGAGGUCGGAGUCUUCGACAUGUGCCGAUGCGGAUUCUGCUUAUAUUCAUGGCGUGGAUCCUUAUAGACGGAAAAGAUCGCGAAUGAUAACAGAACGUGGUUUUCGAGGCAGCGUAAGACGGUUACGUGCCUGGUGCGUAGCCUGGUGGCAUUCAGGCAGAGACGACAGCGAUACCGAGGAAGAAAGUCCAAGCGAACAAGGUCAGGGGUGUAUCACUCCUGUUUCCUUGGACACGCCUUUGCCUAGCUCCGUUUCUAGGUGUACUUCGCUCAAUGUUAUUAGGGACCCUUAUGCAACAAGAGAAAUCGGUUGGAGUGUAAACCAGCCGAACAUGACCCCGACACGUUUCACGCCACGUGACACGCGUAGUUUGCCGAUGGCCAAUCGGUUAGGAGGACGAACGGUAUCUUCAGAAAGUGUAUAUACGAUUUUAAUUAAGUUACCUGGAGAACCAAAGGAGGGCGCACAUCAGGGAGUGAUGGAGACGCCAUCGAUCAAAAUGAUUCCCGAAAAUACCGUCGAGAACGAAUACAAUAAUUCUACGAGUAAGCUCAACAAUUCGAACUCGACGGCCUAUUCGAAUCACAUAAAUAGGAGGCCGUCGGCUAUGCCCGAUGUUAGGAUACCUUUAAAUGCGAAAGGAAUUCCAAAGCAUUUAGCAGGUAAAGCAUUAUUGGCCAACGCAACAAAGAACCACGGUAAGAAGAAGAAGAAAACUCAAGAGAAGAAGGCCGACAAGAAGGCGGCAAAAACGCUAUCGGCCAUCUUGCUGACGUUCAUCAUCACUUGGACGCCCUACAAUAUAUUGGUGCUGCUCAAACCGGUCACGUCGACCAGUGCCCGGAUUCCGCCGCAAGUGUGGGACUUUUUCUACUAUUUGUGCUACAUAAACUCAACCAUUAAUCCGAUGUGCUACGCGCUGUGCAACGCGAGCUUUCGCAGGACCUAUUUGAGAAUUUUACAGUGCAAAUGGCACAGCAGGAAUCGGGCCGGCGUCAAUCGCGGUUUUUAUAAUAAUUAGGUAAAGAAAAAAGGUGAAAAAACAUUAAAAGGAAAAUAUUUAUUCUAUACUAUUAAUAUUGAACGCUACAACUUUUUUAGGUUUCGUAUUUGGGUCGCGUUGUUCAGCAUUUGCUGAGCGGUGGGCAUUUUGAUUUUCGAUCUGAGUUGAUGUGUAAAAAUAUGUUUAAGUAGUAUCCAGUUUUGUUGCGGAUCUAACCACAGAUGGGUCAUGGCGUUCUUGCACCCAUCAGAGCAAUGUAAGAUCAAUACCGAAAUAAUCAAUCAAUCAAGUGCACCUAAUCAAUCCAUAAAAGGUUGCCCGGGACCCACUUUGUGCUGAGCCGGUUCUAGAUACCAUAGAUUUGAAAGAAAUCGUGGUAAACUGGUACCAAAACCUAGAAUCGACUUUGUGCAAGGUUGGCUUCGUACUACUCGAUAUGGAUAUUUAUUGGACAUUUUGAGUAAGAAAAUUGUUCAGCAAGAAAUUAUUUUCAACGGAGAUAUUCCUCAACCUAACAUUGAGUUGACAGGUAACAUUGCUUUUGAACUCUUGAAUCACUUUAUGAAUAUAGCAGAGCCAGCACUCAAGGGGGUUUAGAGUGAUAAUGAUAAUUUACAUAUGAAAUUAAGUUCUUCUUUUUCAAGUGCCUUGUCCUCUACGAACGUUGACAAUUAUUAUCAGCGCUCUCUGUACUUUGUCGACUGCUUUUCUGACUAGACUAGUCGUGGUUUCACCAUACCAGUGACGCAAAUUAUUUAGCCAAGACAUUCUUCGACGUCCAGGACCUCUUCUGUCUUCCAUUUUUCCCUGAAUUAUGAACUUGGUAGGUAUUUGUCAUUCCCGAAUAUGAAAUCGAUCAAUGAGUCUUUGGAAGGUGGAGGGUGUAUUUUUCAUUCCAAAUGGCAUCCUCGUAUAACGGAAAAUUUCAAAUGAUGUUUUAUCUCGAUCAGAUUCGCGGACAGAGACUUAUGAUAUCCUGAUUUUAAAUCAAGAGUGGUCAUAUACUUUGUUUGUCGUGCAGAUCAUCAAUCCUAGGAAGUGAGUAUUUAUCGGAAACUGUUUUCUCAUUUAGGCUUUAAUAAUUGACACAAAGGCGAAUACUACCAUCAGGUUCAGGUACUAGAACAACUGGAGCAGCAUACGGAGAUUCGCAUUCUUCUAUGAUUCUAUAUUUCAGAAGCUUAUCCAGUUUUGCCCUCAAUAUGUUUUUGUUUUGUUCAGACAUCCGAUAAGGUAAUACAGAAAUUGGAAUAUCAUCAGUCAGUUUUACUGUAUGUUCUGCAUAUGGAGUUGGCUCGGUACCGGAUGUGAAUAAUUUAGCAUAUUGAUGCAGUAAGAAUUCAAUUUGUUGCUUUUCCUGUUGGCUUAGUUGUACACCUUCAUUUUCUCUCAAUUGUGAUGCAUUCAGUUGUACAGAAAACAUUGGAGUAGAUUCCGCAGUAGUUAUUACAUAAUAAGUCUCAUCUUCAAAUAAAUACGAAAAUUCUAGAGUUUCAGCAUAAUACCAUUGUCCCUGAGGAAUGUCCAUCACAAUAUUGGCAAGUUCAAUGAAGUCUAAACCAAGUAAAGUCCUAUUAUUGAUAUAUUCUGGAAUGGCAACAAGUGAUGUUAAAAUAAUUUUAUCAUUCAGAAUGAUUUCAACAUUAAAAACCAGAGAAGUUACAGUCGAGCGUUUUCUUUCAAGAGAAGUUUCAUAAGCGCAGCACCAGCUAGGCUACGCUUUGUUCCUGUAUCCAAACAGGCAAGACCAGUAUGACCAAGAAUAUUGACUGAAACCAUAGGUUUAAUUUGAGAAUCAACAGCUGAAGAAUGAUAGAAGAAUUCAGCAGCAUUGGCACUUGUAGUGAAAGUUUAGCCUGAUGAAGUAUUACUAGAAGAACCUGACUUUCGACAAUUUAGACAGACAGACAAACCAUAUUUUAAAGCUUCACUAUUGCGUGUAGUGACUUACGAUUUCAAUAAGUUCUAAGUAGACAUCUUCUAGACCUGCAGCUAUCCUGUUUUUGGAUCACGGAAUGGCGCGUUGGACUUCUUUCUCAGUUAUAUCUAGUCUUUCUCGUUAAUACUGUUCAGGAAUGUCCAAUAAUAUCUCGUCUUGAAACAGGUUUUAGAUGUAGCUACACCCUACACCACUGUUUUACUUUACAAUUAAUACCGGUCUGUCGAGGCUUGUAUACACCAGCAACUUACCCCAUAAAGAAGAGCAUAAUGACCAACAAUGAGUAAAGUCUGUCGUUUUUAAUCUGACAUUUUCCGUAUAAGGAGCGAGGGGGUGUUUCAUAUGGCAAAAAGAGGUGUGACGUCAGGUAACCAUUCGCGUUCUAAUGUAGAGAGCCACCAGCUCACAUUCCUUUGGAGUAUCAGAAUAAAAUCAACAGACUAUAGGUACAAAGUCCUCAGAUGGAAAGCAAAAUGCUACCUAGUAAUAAUUCAAGAACUCUUAACCACAAUCGUAAUCAAAGGCUUGUUGCGUAAAGACUCCUGAGAAAGUUGUAGCAAAUGAAAGUAAAUAUUAUUAAGGAAAAGAGGGAUUGUAAUCAAACAUUGACACAUUUUACUAAUAAAAGGAACAUGCCCUUACUUGUCAGUGGACAUCUUUCCAAUAGGCAGUCUUCAACUUCAGGGAUUUGUUUUAUUGUAAUCCUUGUUUGUGUAAAAUCACUACCACAUUGGCUACUCAAUAAUAAAUAAUUAUAUCUAAAUUUUGAAUGGUUGUUACUUACAAUGGAAAAAAAUUGAAAUCUAUUCCAAUAGUCCAUCUUCUAUUUUUCUCAAAUCCUUGAACUGUCAAAUUCCUGUUUAGAAUUCCUUGCUCGUAAAACGUAAAGAUAAAAAUCCCUUUUUUCCUUAAAAAAAAGAAACUCAUUUAAACAAUUUAUUAAAAUUUUCUAUUAUCGUGAAAAGUAACCUAUCGGUGGCAACCUUAGUUAGAAAUUUAAAACCGACACAAGUGCUGUUGGUAGCAUUCGAGAUUUUCAGAAAUGUUACUCGCCAGCCUUUUGUAGGUGAUUUGUAUCAAAUAAUGUGUACCAAUUCAAUGUCGCCCUUAAAUCCCGCUCUAAACACCAAGAAAAUUUCGACUAUAGUAAUGAUUCCACAACCUCAACGAAUUUUUUUUGGUUUAUUUGAAUAAUUAUUUUGUAAUGCUCAAUAGGUGUUUCAGCGUGUGAAAAUAAUAAAAAAGAACGAAGAUAAAUAAGAUGUUGGGUUUCAAGAGUUCAAAAACCCAAUGAUGACAAACAAAUAUAUUACUUAUAGAGGCUGUGUGUUAGAUUUAGUUUUAUUUAUGACCAACAUUUUGAAAGAAACAUUGAGCUGCUGCAUAGUUCAAUGCAUCGGUACUAAUUGUUUUCCAAAAAAAAAAUCGCUCAUAUAUUUCGUUCAAAUAUUUGCAAGCAAUAUUUAAAAUAAUUUGUUAUGUAUUUAUUUUGUUGUUAGCAAUAAAUUUUAAGUUUAAAUAUUGUGUUAUUAUGCUCAAUGAUAAGGAAUUUAUUAUUUACCCAAGUAGCAAUUUGAUAUCGUAUUGAAGAUACCAAUUUACGUUUAUUUGACAAAAAGAUCUAUAAUUCUUCUGGAUUGAUUACUUGUAAUGUAAGUCUCCACUCAUUGAUACUAAACACUUCAUGUUGAUUUUCUCAUGUGUACCUUUUCUUGUACUCAACAUGGAUUGCGUCUGUUUUUUCCUUUUGGUUCUUUCACCGGUGUUGUCUUAAAAACAUCCUCCAAAAGAUUUUUGAGUACCUUUGUGGUGAUUUGAUCUCCUUAUGCCUCUUUCAACCUUCACUGCAAUACUUCCUUGGAUCAUGCUCCUUCAAAUUUCCUCUCCAUUUGAACUUCAGGGAGACAAAUUAUAUCACAUCCAGUGUGUAAUGUGCUUAAUCUUUUUCCUCUUCAAAUUUUCGAUGGCAUGUAUUACAUAUAAGAACGAAAAAAGCCUUAUACAGCAAUGGAUAGAACAUUACAAGGGUCUAUUACAAGAAACUAGACCGGAAUAUAUAUUAGAUUCUCCAAGACAUUGUAUUGAAGUACAUAGAGAAGUUGAGAUAUCUGAAGAAAUAGUAAAAAGACUCUUAAGAAUCUUAAGCUAUCGGCUCACAUAGGAUCUUCUCCGAAAUGCUGAAAACUAAGAAGCUCCUUACAGAUGUCACAUGUAUUAUCAAUAAAUGGCUAAAUGGACAUCCUGUCCCACAAGACUUGAAAACUGCUUUUAUAUCAUCUAUUCACAAAAAAGGAAAUAAGCUGGACUACAAUAACUAUCGAGGCAUAUCAGUCACAAGCAGACUAUAUGGUAGAAUCCUACGUGAUCUCAUUGAAGAUUAUAAAGAGAAAGAAGGAGAAAAGCAGAGCGGCAAUAGAGCAGGAAGACAACGUAUUUUGCCUAAAACAAUUUAUAGAAAAGAGAUCUGCUUUUGGAAACUAACCUAACCUACAAAAAGCAUACGAUAUUGUCCCAGUAUUCAGACUAUGGAAGGUAUUAGAUCAAUUCAACAUCAAUCACACCUAUAUUACGGUCAUUGAAGAACUAUAUAAAAACUCAAAAUUAAGAAUUAAGAUAGGUAAAAAACUCACAGACACAUUUGAAGUCAAUAAAGAACUACGUCAAGGAUAUUUUCUCUCCUACGCUUUCAAAAUAUAUGUAGCACUUGAACAUUGGAAGAGGAAGAUCUAUGGAAUCGGUAUAGAGAAAAAUGCCUGUUUAUGAUUCAGUUUGCAGAUGUUCACGUCAUAGUGGCCAGUAACAAAGGGAACAUGCAAUUUACGAUUAGAAAGCUGAUAGAAGAGUAUCAAGAAUGGGGCCUGAGAGUUAAUAUAAAUAGAACAAAAUAUCUCCGUUUAGGCACCCAGAACGGAAACUUGUGGACAAUGAUCAAGAAAUUCUGCAAUAUCUGGAAUAUGAGUAUCUAGUUAUCACAUUCGACAACAUUGGAACAGAUGUGAAAGAAAGAAAAAGAAAAGCCAAUAGUGAUAGGCUGCUUAAAUGGAAUCUUAUGGAGCAAGGAAAUAACAAAGAAGAGAAAAUUCAAUAUAUACGAGACAAUGGAUAAAGCCUUCUAUAUGGAGCCGAGACUUGGAGAAUUACAGACAAAAAAAGAAAGUAGUAGCAGUUGAAAUGGAUGCUAAUAAAAGAUCCAUGCGAAUCUCACGAAGAGAGAGAAUAAGGAAUGACCAUUUAAAACAACAAAUGGGAAUAGAAGACACGAUAGUUCAGAAUACAAUAACUAACUAUUCUUAUUUAUUCGAAUGCAUUUUUAAAUGUCGCUUCAAAUUAUUUUGUCUACUAUAUUUUUUGUGACAAGUAUCACAUUCAAAAUUACUUUUAUCUAAAUGUACCGCUUCCUAAAUAUCCAUUCCGAUGAAAUUUCUUGUUACCGAAUCUCUUCGAUUUGAAUCCAGUCUCUUGAGGAGUAAUCCCAAGUAUUUUGUUGUAUAUUCAUUGUAUAUUCAUUUUUUAUUUUUAGGAGGCUCCCUGGACCAAACUGCCAUCAAUCUCAAAAAUGAUUUAAAUUCUGUCAAACAUUUCAUUGAUUCGAUAGAACUUCCUACUAUGUAUCCCACAUAAGAAGUCUCUCAUUUGACCAACUUGAUGUAUCAUUAUGAAUUUAAUAAUAUAAGGUUUAAUCCAUAACUCUUUAUAUUAAAGAGGCUUCAGAUUUUCCAUAGGCUACAUUACAUCUAUAAAAAUUGUGCAUUCAAGGGUAAAAUUGCUACUUGGGAAAUUAUCGCCCCCCCGAUCGUGAAAGUAGAGACCACUUCCCCCAACUCAGCAUAUUGAUAAAUAAAUAAAAUAUAAUAUAUACACAAAAAAAGAAAGGUGUUUUUUGUUGUAAAGUAGCAUCUAAAAAGAAAUACUUAGUGAAUACGAAAGUCGUAUAUAGUUUUUAAUAAUUAUUUUGUAUAACUUUGUAUGUUGUACCAUAAUAACUUAGAAACCAUUUUUCUCGUGUAAUGUACUUUCCUACAUAAUCUUAGAUGCUUCUUGAAGAGAACUAAAAAGAAAACAAUGUGUUUUGGAUUUUAUUUUUUAUUUAUUUUUUAAGUUAUUGUGAAAUACAUUUAUCAAUUUAUUUUUUUUAAGAAAUAAGACAGUGUGUCCAGUUUUUUAAUUUUAAACAAAAUACAUUUUGAAAUAGUUGAAAAAUAACAAUCAUACACAUAAAAGUUAUGUCAUUUUUUAGGUAAAAUAAGACAUAAAUCAUUGAACAUGAAGUCUAAAUAAGAGUUUGGAUUAUCAGAUCCUCAAUAUAAUUUGUAAACUUAUGGCUCGAAUAAGAUUGUAUUUAUUAAAAAAUUUGACACACUGUACAACAAUGAGUUACAAUAAAUACAAAUUUCAAUUAGAAAAAAGUCUUGAUGAUAAAAUUCAAUAAAAACAAUACCUUCGUAAGUGAGAGGUAGCCUGCUUGUUCACUAUAAUUUCAUCGCACCAAAAACAAAUUGAAUUAUUUUCUAAGGUUUGCGACAUUUGAAUAUGGUAUAUGCUAAUUAAGUAAAAUAAAAAUAGGAAAUGUAGUUGAAAAUAUAUUUUAUAUAGUGACCAGGUAACCUACUGAAAUACUUACCAAAAAAAAAUAAAACGCACAUUAGGUACACUUGAAAACAAACUUUUUCUUUUAACCAAAACAGUUUUUACACAAAAUUUACCAUUGCGAUGGUAAACUUAGUGGUUUGUAAAUGAUGUUAAAUAAAUAAAAUGUUGUUUUAUAUACUAAUUUUAAAAAGAAAUUUUAUUAAGACUCCCAGAAAAAAAAAAUCACUGAUGGAACUUAUUACGGGUAUUAAGCAUAAUGUUAAUAUUAUGAAAAUUGUAUAAAUAAAAAUGAAACAAU